GACUUCUGUUCACCGACUCGACUUUCUUGCCUUGUUGUCAGUUCAAUCCUCUCGUUCUGGGUUGGGUGUUUUGCUUCGUUCAUCUGUUCCUGGCGGGGACACUUUACAGCCAUUAUGGCGUCUUUCCUUCGCUGAUUCUUUGCCUGCAAUCCGCGUUGUUUACAUGAUCUUGAAACCAGCCGGCUCCCCGAAGCCUGCCCUCUCCCACCCCAGCCCUGCCUGACUGGCCGACAAAACAUGUUCUCUUCGUUAUUGCGUCCUGCGCGCAGUCGACAACCUCGCAACCGUUCACCUUUCUCCUCCUCAUAUGCCCCUACUGCUCGCUCUCCAGACACGUCACGUAUCAGCACCUAUCGCACCAGAACACAGUCCGAAGAACGAGGACGCAGCAACCUGGCUCAGGACGACGAACACAUCUCGGACAUUGAAGAAGAGGAGGAGGAUGAUGAUCACGACGACGAUAACGAGGAUGAGGAUCUGUUCGAGGAGGUAGAGGACGAGGAUCACAUGUUAGAUGGCUUCGACGAGGAUGAGGCCGCGGAUACUGCACCACUGCUCCCCAUCUUCUCAGCCGCACACCUUGAUGCAAUACCUGUAUUUUCACUCACUCACGCGAUUCGGAUAUUGGUCACUUCUCGCUGCGACACGGUUCUUAGCUGGGAGCAACUACGAUCGCCGCAGGUCUCGCAGUUUCUGCUGAAGCCGGUCGAGCAGGAGAUCCGCAAGAACCAUCUCAAUGCUGCCACCCAUUACGCUCUCAUGGCAAAUUGCCUGCAGUAUGGCAAGGAAGCAGCGGUAUUCCCUGGGAACAGCGGCACCAACAAAACCCGAGGAAUGGUCUGCGAGCUUCUUGCUAUCAGGCUGCUCAAGGACUAUUCCACUCGCGACUUGAUAGAUGCUCUGUCUUAUGACUUUGAUCCUCUGCAAGGUCACCUAGAGGCUAUGAGACAAGAUGGCGAAGUGAGACGUGAGGCUGCUAUCUCGACGAAACAUCCCCAGCGUCCAGCCAGAAUAUCCUGCUUCGAGAUCGCCAUCCGUGCACAAGCCAAAAAGUUCCUCUCCCAUCCCACAGUUGUAAGGCAACUUGAAGCCAUCUGGGCUGGCACCAUUGUGUUCCAUUCGGCCGCCGACAACUUGCACCGAAAACUUCCAUUUCAGCGGCAAUUCAUAAGCUAUGGAACCAACGAGGUUGACGGGGGCCCGAAACACAGGUCUCUUAGCUUUAACAAGGCAACACCUCGCCGAGCCGUCACGCUCUAUAACCCACGAGAUGCCUCACUAUUCAAGCUUUCCCGUUUACGAGUUCCGCGUUACAGAAACAUCUUGUCCACAAUGUCCUUUGCGGUCUUGUUGAGCCUUUUCGUCGCCGUACUGGUUCAACGCUCCUUGGAGAUAACCACGCUCGAGGUUAUUUUCUGGUUUUGGGCCGCUGGGUAUAUGCUUGACGAGAUUGUGGGCUUCAAUGAACAAGGAUUCAGUCUAUACCUGGCCAGUUUCUGGAACGUCUUCGAUCUCGGCAUUCUACUGAUCUUGUUUGUCCACCUAGCUUUGAGGAUAUAUGGAAUCGUCAUGCCGGAUGUCAAGAAGCACACCGUAGCAAACAUGGCCUACGAUGUCCUUGCCGCCGACGCAAUCCUCUUGUUUCCCCGACUAUUUUCGGUCCUCGACCAUUACCGAUAUUUUUCGCCGCUGCUAAUAGCCUUCCGCUAUAUGGCCACUGACCUCGUUGCAGUAUCUCUGCUCAUUGUCAUAAGCUGCAGUGGCUUUUUUGUCGCCUUGACAUUAUCCUUUGGUGAUGACGGAAUUGACUCUCCAAGCUCGGUAGCCUAUGCUCUUUUGCAAAUGCUCAUGGGUUUCACUCCAGCAGCCUGGGACAGAUGGUCUGGUUACAACGUCCUCGGGAAAACGAUCCUGACGUUGUUUCUGUUCAUCUGUCAUUUCCUUGUGGUUACGAUUUUAAUCACUGUACUGACAAACUCCUUCAUGGCCAUUGUGCAGAAUGCCAACGAAGAACAUCAAUUUCUCUUCGCUGUCAAUACGAUAUCACACGUCAAGUCGGAUGCAUUGUUCUCAUAUGUAGCGCCAACAAACAUCCUUCAGUGGCUGCUGGUUCCUCUCCGAUAUUGUGUCCCAUUUCGGCAAUACGUGAAGAUCAACCGGACGAUGAUCAAGCUCACUCACUUCCCCGUCUUGUUCACCAUCUUUACGUACGAGAAAACCGUGCUGCAGUCCACAGUAUUCGACAGCAUCGAUCUCGUUGAACGUCGAGGUCGCAAGCGGACUACUGCCAAGUUUAGUCGCCUCCAUCGAGCGCCGUCAAUUGCGACUUUCCGACAGGACAAGGCUCUGGAAGAAGUCUUCAGGCGACCCUUCGACAGUACGAUGCGCGGUGAACGAAAUCGUCGAAAAGCAAGCAAUGUUGUCAACAGCUGGAUGAAUAGUAUGGGCGAUGAUGGAGCGGGCCCGCCACAGGAACAGGACAGGCGGAUAGUUGACAAACUGGAGGCCAGGGCAAACAGGUCGAGGCUGUUGCCUCCGCUCGCUCGUGCUCGCACAUUUUCCCGACGCACCAUGUCGGCGAUGUCUGAUCCCGAAGACUUUGCGACAAACGCAGACCAUUUCUCAGGCGAUGAUAAUAACGCCGUCAAGGAUCACCCGAAUUCAUCCCCUAUGAAUCGGCCCGCCCCUCUCCCGGAUGCUGACGAUGCUGACGGGGACGACGAAUUACCCACGAAUGACGAAGGGGACGAAGACGAGACAACGACAUUCGACCAUCGGUCUCCGAAUCCCAAACCACGAGCACUACAGCUCGAUGAUGAAGUGCAGCAUCGUGAGUACUUUUCCAGUAGACCAGUAUCGGGCAUUGCCACCCCGCAAUCAGCCGUACCGUCAUCUAUACAGCGCACAAGACAUCGUGGAACAGGGCCAGGAAGAAACUCUCCAGUGCAACCAUUACAGAAACAUCGCCCUCGUCAACAUUCACGCAAAGUGUCGUCUGCGACCAUGAUCUUUAAACCGAUGAACGAUACCAGCACUGAACAGUCAUCAUCAGCAGGGCACACAAUUGCUGUACGCAAUCAACCUGAUGGACCCCAGCCAGCUUCCGGAGCUCGUACACCAACAUCAAAAACCGUAUCAAGCGGCACAGGCCAACGAUCCCCAAAGCGACCCACGGUAGGGCCUCACCGCAUGCGACCUACUCUCCCUACCAAGGAUGAUCCAGCAUUCCGCUCAGCACCAAAUCUGUCCCUCUUAUUGGAAAGCAAGGCAAGAGCUAAUGCCGUACGACGCAGACCGUCGCUAGAGAUGGACCUGGUCUCGGACAUUGGUGACAAUCGGGCCAUUGGAGGUGGAUACGUCGGUGCUCUUCCGGCGUCAUUUGCUGCUCAGAUGGAGAAAGGAGCGGCAGAAUCUCGCCAUCUCCGAGCUCAAAAGCAGGAGCAAGAGAGGUUCACUAAGAUCAUGAUGGCUCGGAUGAAUAGCCUCGAGGAAGGCUUUAGGGAAGUCAUUCACGAAAUGCGCGACCACAUGAAAAAGGAGGAGAGGAGUAGAAGCCGAGAAAGAGACCCUAGACCAAAUACCAGGCAGAAGAGAGUCAAGGGGAAGGAAGCAUAUCGACCAGCAACAGCGGGAGGGGACAAGGAGAAUGUCAGUCCCGACACGGAGCAGAUGCAGGAAGAGGUGGACAUGAAUCACGCCAAGACGAAAGAUGAAAUCUCAAGAGCCAUUGACGUGGGAGGCACGGCGGUCGAGAGGCCAGUGUCUCGCUGACGGCAUUUUUAGCAUGAAUGGAUCUUUGUGACUAAGUUAGGGUAUGAUGUCGGGUGUUUGUACAGUAUUUCAAGCGCAGGAGUUGUUUUGUGCAUAGCAUUUAAUAUGGCGAAACCUCUGGUCGGCUCGAGCAAUAUAGAGCCUUUAUGUAUAGGGUGAUGGUUAAUGGAUAAUUGCUAAUUGAUAAUCGAUGAUCGAUGAUCGAGG
Molecule: messenger RNA, 3978 nt
Organism: Exophiala oligosperma
Lineage: Eukaryota; Fungi; Ascomycota; Eurotiomycetes; Chaetothyriales; Herpotrichiellaceae
Exons: 1
Coding region: 238-3771 (1177 amino acids)
Source: RefSeq, a predicted model, not a curated record